Messenger RNA from Xiphophorus maculatus (southern platyfish), 767 nucleotides. It is a transcript of the gene manbal, whose product is annotated as mannosidase beta like. Gene Ontology annotation, cellular component: membrane. NCBI's taxonomy places the organism in Eukaryota, Metazoa, Chordata, Actinopteri, Cyprinodontiformes, Poeciliidae. The record is from RefSeq and is a predicted model, not a curated record. The coding region runs from base 228 to 488 and encodes 86 amino acids. The transcript is spliced from 4 exons.
CACUUCCGGGUUUUUUUUCUUUCCUCUUUUUUUCUGGUUUGUAAUAACUACAAUAUUUCCCCCCCCGUUUAUUCUUAGAGUGCAAAGUCUUUCCAUGUGUUUCUUUUGACGAUAGUACGUUUUGGACCAAAUAAACAACCCAGGAUUUUGCGUCAUUGCUGAUCGGCUCUAAAGCUGCAUGACACUGAAGUUUUGUCGGACGAAAUAAGUCCAGACACAGCAGCGUCAUGUCUGAAGAGCUGGACCUGUCACCUCCGGAGGUACCUGAACCCACCUUACUGGAAAGCAUCCUGCGCUAUGGGUUGUUCCUGGGUGCCAUUUUCCAGCUGAUCUGCAUCCUGGCCGUCAUAAUGCCCUCAUCCAAGAGUCACGAUCAGGAGGAGACCGAAUCCACUGAAAGCAAAACUGGAGAACAGAUGAAGAAAGCAAAAGGAGCGGCACCUCAGAUUCGACAGAAACAAAAGAAGGAGAGCAAAAAGAAAAGAUAGAUGUUUAUGUGCCCUUUUGUUGUGUGUUUUGUCUUUAAUCCCUGUUAUAAGUUUCUAACUUCAUAUUACAACACUACAUCUGAGUCACUUCAGAAUGACCCUCAGCUUAAUCUUUACACUCAGCACACACACAAACACACACACACACUAAAUGACGUUGUGUUUGCUGAUUGUUAAUGAUUGCUGAUAAAUAUUUGAUAGUUUUGGUUUUCUUUUAUCUGCUUUUCAUAUUAUAUGUGUAUGUGUAUUACAAUAAAUAAAAUAACUGCCGUAACUAUA